AUGGAGCGAGGGGUCGAGAAGAAAUUGCAAGACCUCAAUUUGUCAUUUUCGGAGAUUGUGGUCGCGAAGGUCCUUCGAAUAGUGCGACGUUUCCCUUCAAAGGCACUGGCUUUCUUCCGGUGGGCGGGGCAGAGGCCGGGGUACAAGCACGGGUCGGUGGCGUACAACGCUAUGGCUCGGGUUCUUGGAAGGGAGGAUUCCAUUGGAGAAUUCUGGAGCUUGGUUCGGGAGAUGAAGGGCGAAGGGCAUGAGAUGGAUGUGGACACGUAUGUAAAGCUCUCGAGGCGGUUUCAGAAGACUAUGAUGAUGAGGGAAGCAGUGGAGCUCUAUGAGCUCAUGAUGGAUGGCCCCUACAAGCCGGCAAUUCAGGACUGCGGUGUGCUUCUGAGGCGGAUUGCUCGGAGUGGAAUGCUGGACCUUGAGUUAGUUUUUAGAGUUGUGAGGAAGUAUGAAGUUGCUGGGUAUUCACUCUCGAAGGUCCUCUAUGAUGGGAUUCAUCGGUCGCUGACCAGCAUUGGGAGGUUUGCCGAAGCUGAGGAGAUCUUGAAGAGGAUGAAGCUUGCAGGUUAUGAACCGGAUAGCAUCACUUAUAGCCAUUUGGUCUAUGGACUCUGCAAGGUUAAGAGAUUGAAUGAGGCUUGCAAGGUUUUGGACAACAUGGAAGCUGAUGGUUGCGUUCCCGACCUUAUGACUUGGACUGCUUUGAUUCAAGGGCAUUGUUCGAUAGGUGAGGUCGAUGAGGCCUUAGAGUUAUUGACAAAGAUGAUUGAAAGAAAUUAUGAAGCAGAUGCUGAUGUUCUGGAUGUCUUGGUGAAAGGUUUGUGUAGUAAGAGAAGGGUGGAUAGUGCCUACACUUUAGUUGUUGAAAUGAUGAACACCCAUGUAAGGCCAUGGCAGGCUACCUUUAAGUAUUUGAUCCAAGAACUACUGAGUGUAAGAAUGCUUGAAGAGGCAUUGAAGGUUCUCAAUUCAAUGAAGAGCCAUAGGUUUCCUCCUUUCGCAGACCCUUUUCCUCCCUAUAUAGCCAAGUAUGGGACAAUUGAGGAUGCUAGGGAUUUUCUGAAUGCAUUAACAGUGAACAACUACCCGUCAUCUAUGACCUAUUUACACGUCUUCAAGUCCUUCCUCCAAGAAGGCAGGUAUUCUGAGGCUCAAGAUUUACUUUCUAAAUGCCCUCGCUAUAUCUGUGAGCAUGGUGAGAUCUCUAAGCUCUUCAGUUCUAUUAAAGCUGGGAAUGCUGCUUGAGUUUACUUGUCCAACAACUCAUGAAGGCCUUGGGAAUGCCAAUUUUAGGCCUUGAUGGAUUGUCAUUGUCAUGCACGAUGAUAUGAUCAGACUAAUGUUACAGUCUAUCUUUACCUGGUAUUUUUUUUGUGAAUAGUGGAUGAGUUUGUAGCUGUUUAAACUGUUUUUUAUGCAAAAUCCGGAUACACUUUUCAUACA
Molecule: messenger RNA, 1443 nt
Organism: Phoenix dactylifera (date palm)
Lineage: Eukaryota; Viridiplantae; Streptophyta; Magnoliopsida; Arecales; Arecaceae
Source: RefSeq, a predicted model, not a curated record